CGGUCUUUGUUCUCCGGGGUCGGGAGACUGCCGGAACGAGCCCGGUCUCAUCUCUGGGCGGGGAGCGGGCGGCAGCAAGUUACCGACAGAGAGCAGGUGAAGAACAGUCGGAGGUGACCGAGUGGGUAUUAAAAACGAUUUGAAGAGAUUUCCUGGGCUUGGAGUGUGACUUUUUCCAAAACCACCUUUUCCUUGUGCUGUAUUUGUUGCAACAAUGUUUAAGAGAUUGACUCUUCCACAACUGGUUUUUGCUACUGUCCUUGGAAUUGCUGGAGGAGUAUAUAUUUAUCAACCAAUAUUUGAACAGUUGGCCAAAGAUCAGAAGGAAUUAAAAGAAAAGUUGCAAUUGGUACAAGAAUCAGAAGAGAAGAAAAGUUAAUACUACAUGGAGUUGAACUGUAAUAAUUGCUUACAGUUCCAUUGUAAUUAUGUUAACUGAAAAUAAUUAAAAACAUUGAUGUAUUUUAAUAUAACUAAAUCAUGGAUAAUGAUUUAUUAACCUGA
This is a messenger RNA of Cebus imitator (Panamanian white-faced capuchin), 504 nucleotides long. RefSeq names its product PIGB opposite strand 1 (gene PIGBOS1). The transcript has 2 exons. The coding region runs from base 215 to 379 and encodes 54 amino acids. The record is from RefSeq and is a predicted model, not a curated record. Lineage: Eukaryota; Metazoa; Chordata; Mammalia; Primates; Cebidae.